Molecule: messenger RNA, 580 nt
Organism: Babjeviella inositovora NRRL Y-12698
Lineage: Eukaryota; Fungi; Ascomycota; Pichiomycetes; Serinales
Exons: 1
Coding region: 86-355 (89 amino acids)
Source: RefSeq, a predicted model, not a curated record
GGAUUUAGUACAUCUUCAACUAAGCUAACAAUGGCCAAGUAAAGGCUUGAAAUAUUACAAAUAGAGGCAGUAUUGGUGAAUCAGUAUGGUUAUGUAUAUUGGGAGCUCCAUAAACUUUCAUGGAUGUACGCUCAAGAACUAUGGUGCAGUUGGCAAGAAAAACUAUGUGUUUGUACAAUCAUUCCUCGGUUACGCAUACAGCUGCCACACUAAGAGUAUAUCCCACACGAUUCUUAGGCGAUUUGCCAUAGAUCAAAACGCUGUUAUUUUGAAUCACCAAUCGAGUAUUCCGUGCGUCAUACGUUUUGACAAGAAACCCGAGUCAAGCGCACAAGAAACAGAAACCUGCAAGUAAAAUCAAGCCACUGAAAGACUCUUGUACCCACUUAGAACAUACGUCAUCGGGCAUAUGUUUUGGCAUUAGAUUCAUAUUCAAGGGAGAUUAACUUUUUUUUUUUUUCUUUUCUUUUUUUUUAACUUUUAAACCCACAAGGGCGUUACCUUUUUGGAGCUGCUGGGAAUUCCUGAGAAUCUUGUUCUUCGGCUUCACGUAGUAAGAAACUGACUCGGAGUAUCGCCC